Molecule: messenger RNA, 480 nt
Organism: Fomitopsis serialis
Lineage: Eukaryota; Fungi; Basidiomycota; Agaricomycetes; Polyporales; Fomitopsidaceae
Exons: 2
Coding region: 1-480 (159 amino acids)
Molecular function (GO): protein binding
Source: RefSeq, a predicted model, not a curated record
AUGGCGCGGAAGAAAACAAAGCGCUCGAGAAAGGCUGUUUCUGCUACGGAUGCCAGUGGAACACUUGCGGUUGUCAAAGCCUCGCGAAAGACGGACAUGUUGAAUAUGCCUGUGGAUAUCAUGCACGAGAUCCUUCUAUACCUUUACCCGCGCGAUUUACUCAGUCUCUCGAGGACAUCGAAGACAACCCAUUCGUUCCUGGUGAGAAAGAGCUCCGUGCUGUACUGGAGAGAGGCCCUGAAGAAGAUCGACGGCCUCCCUCCAUGUCCAGACAGCCUCAUUGAGCCUGCGUGGGCCGCUCUAUGGUGGACGCCCUUCUGCACAGUGAGUUGGUCCGUGUUUGCGAGUGGCUGCAUCGUUUGUCUGACCCCUAUUUGGAAUCUGAUUUCCCGACUGCAGGUCUGCGGAAAGGGCUCAAUACGUACGAUCUAUUGGGAAUUCCUGAUGAGGAUGUGCAGUUCCUGCAAGUCUCAGCUGUAA